Coffea arabica (coffee) is the source of this 2689-nucleotide messenger RNA. Its product is annotated as cleavage and polyadenylation specificity factor subunit 3-II. Gene Ontology annotation, molecular function: RNA endonuclease activity. NCBI's taxonomy places the organism in Eukaryota, Viridiplantae, Streptophyta, Magnoliopsida, Gentianales, Rubiaceae. Gene Ontology annotation, biological process: snRNA processing. Gene Ontology annotation, cellular component: nucleus. The record is from RefSeq and is a predicted model, not a curated record.
AGUGGAGAAGAGCAAUUUUGAAGCGGGAAAUUGACUUUAAUUAAAAUACUACUACACUAAAAUAAAAAAUCAAUUAGAUUACUCGUAACUUUUCCAAUUAUAUUAAUAGAUUAGGACAAUAAAAGUUUAGUUUUCACCUGCUAUGUAUUCGAAUCACAAUCUAAAACAGUUGCAAGAUCAAUAUAAAGUGGAACAGAAUACGUUGAUGCAAAGUACUAGAAUCACAAAUCUAAAACCAAUUCGCCUACAAUUUCUUUUGCUUGGUUUUGUGAUUGGGUGCAUGGCAGUAUGGUUCAUGAAUUUUAGCUGUUUCAAAUUCAUCCUGGUUUUCCAAUAGGUGGUUAAGUCGAACUUCAGUUGGUUUUGGCCUUUUGCUUCUAAGUUUUGCAGAACUCUGCUGGUGUCGCAAGAGCAAGAAUAAACCCACCUAGAAUGGCGAUUGAAUGCCUCGUUUUAGGGGCAGGGCAAGAGGUGGGAAAAAGCUGCGUGGUGGUGACUAUAAACGGCAAGAGAAUAAUGUUUGAUUGUGGGAUGCAUAUGGGAUAUCUGGAUGAUCGUCGAUAUCCUGACUUCUCACUGAUCCCUCGCAAUGCUGCUGAAGAUUUUACUAGCUCCCUCAGUUGCAUCAUUAUCACACAUUUCCACUUGGAUCAUAUUGGUGCACUUCCUUAUUUCACUGAAGUAUGUGGAUAUAAGGGACCCAUUUACAUGACGUAUCCUACAAAAGCUUUGGCUCCGCUGAUGCUGGAGGACUAUCGUAAAGUGAUGGUUGACAGAAGGGGAGAGGAAGAACAGUUUAGCUCCAAGGAUAUUGUGGAGUGCAUGAAGAGAGUAACUGCCGUCGAUUUGAAGCAGACUGUGCAAGUUGAUAAGGACCUUCAGAUUCGUGCAUAUUAUGCAGGACAUGUUCUUGGAGCUGCAAUGUUCUAUGCAAAGGUUGGAGAUGCUGCCAUGGUGUACACUGGGGAUUAUAAUAUGACAGCAGAUAGACAUCUUGGAGCUGCUCAAAUUGAUCGACUGCAUUUGGACCUUGUCAUAACAGAGUCAACUUAUGCAACAACACUCCGGGAAUCAAAGUAUGUUCGGGAGCGGGAGUUUCUAAAAGCUGUUCACAACUGUGUUGCUUGUGGAGGAAAGGUGCUGAUUCCUUCAUUUGCUUUAGGAAGAGCACAGGAGCUGUGUAUGCUAUUGGAUGACUAUUGGGAGCGCAUGAAUCUUAAGAUUCCUAUCUAUUUCUCCGCAGGUUUGACUAUUCAAGCCAAUGUAUACUAUAAAACUCUGAUCAACUGGACAAGCCAAAAGGUGAAAGAUUCGUAUGCUACACGCAAUCCUUUCAAUUUUAGAAAUGUCUGCAAGUUUGAGCGCUCCUUGAUAAAUGCUCCCGGGCCUUGUGUCCUCUUUGCUACUCCAGGAAUGAUAAGUGGUGGAUUUUCACUUGAAGUUUUCAAGCAAUGGGCUCCAGAUGAAGUGAAUCUCGUCACACUGCCAGGGUAUUGUGUGGCUGGGACAGUUGGACACCGGUUGAUGUCAGCUAAAACACCAACCCAAGUUAAUAUAGAUCAAAACACCCAAAUUGAUGUGCGAUGCCAGAUUCAUCAGUUGUCUUUCAGUCCUCAUACUGAUGCCAAGGGAAUUAUGGAUCUCAUCAAAUUUCUGUCACCAAAGCAUGUGAUUCUUGUACAUGGUGAAAAGCCAAAGAUGGAAUCCCUCAAAGGUAAAAUUGAGUCUGACUUUGAUAUGCAAUGCCAUGUUCCUGCAAAUAACGAGACUGUGAGCAUCCCUUCUACUCACUAUGUGAAAGCUGAUGCAUCAAGCGCUUUCCUUAAAAGCACAUGGAGUCCAAACUUCAAGUUUGUCACAGAAAGAUCAAGAGGGAAUCUUAUUACAGAUGAUAUGGACAUGAUUUCUAAGCCUGUGCUACGGGUACGUGAUGACAGAGUAGCUGAAGGCAUACUAACCACGGGGAAACACCAGAACCCAAAGAUUGUACACCUGAAAGAGCUUGUACAUACAUCAGGACUGGAAACUCAUGAUGUCCAGUUUGCCCUUUGUUUUCCAGUGCGAAUCACCAAAAUGGAUGAGCAACAACAACUGAAUCCUGUGUCACAAGAAUCUCUGCCUUUUCUGCACCAACUAUUUCUGAAGCUUAGUAACAAUUUUUCUGAAGCAACCAUCCAGGAAUCGGACCAGAAUCUUCAAAUUGAAUCAUUUAUUGUCUCCGUGUGUUCCAAGGAAAAAUGCCCUCACAGGAUGAAUGAUGGUCCUGAUUCUACAUAUGAAGCAGUUCAUUUUUGUUGCACGUGGUCAGGAGCAGAUGAGAAGCUUGCUCGGAAUGUUAUUUCAUUUAUGAAGAACCUGGUGUUGAACAAGUGCUGAAGGUGCUAAGUUUUAAUACCAUCUCCAAGGACGGCUUUGGAUCUGGCUUCAUCAGUCCAGAUGUUACACCUUGUAUAGUUGGUUGAUAGUGUAAGAUCAAGCCUAUCAUGCUCAAUCCACUGGUGAAACAUUCAGCGGCUAUGUCAUACGUGUUAACACACGUUUCAGAAUAGAAGAAUUUCGAUUCAGUUUGUGCUUUGACUAAAGCUUUAAUAAACAUGAACUGCUAAUCGAGGUUGCUAACGUCGAGUCUUAUUGGAAAUUUCUAUCGAUUGGUUGAAGGAUAUGAAAGAGAAUGUAGUUUUGGAGGGAA